Messenger RNA from Chelmon rostratus (copperband butterflyfish), 2478 nucleotides. Its product is annotated as taste receptor type 1 member 1-like. Gene Ontology annotation, biological process: G protein-coupled receptor signaling pathway. Lineage: Eukaryota; Metazoa; Chordata; Actinopteri; Chaetodontiformes; Chaetodontidae. The transcript has 6 exons. The coding region runs from base 1 to 2478 and encodes 825 amino acids. The record is from RefSeq and is a predicted model, not a curated record. Gene Ontology annotation, cellular component: membrane. Gene Ontology annotation, molecular function: G protein-coupled receptor activity.
AUGGCAACUACAAUGAUGAAACCUUUUCUUGCCUCCCUGUGUCUCCUGGGAUCUCUUCUGCAUGCAUUUACUCAAUGCACUGUCACAGCCACAGAGUUUCAGUUGGACGGAGAUUAUCUGAUUGGUGGACUUUUUGAUAUUCAUCAUGCCAGUGACCCCAUUCAACAUGACAAACCAGAAGCCAUCGAGUGCUCCACUCAGCUCUUCAUUCUGUCAAGUUAUCGGAGGUUUCAGUUAAUGAGAUUCUCCAUAGAGGAAAUCAAUAACUCUACCAACUUACUGCCAAAUGUUUCUCUCGGCUAUGAAAUAUUUGACCACUGCUCAGAUACACAGAAUUUCCCAGGAAUUCUGAAACUCAUGUCAGUCAAUGGCUUAAUCCAGCCUUGGGGAACACCAUAUAAAAAUCUGUCCAAAAUGAUUGGAGUGGUUGGCCCUUUUUCAAGCACUGACGGACUGACCACAGCCCCACUGUUUAUGACAGAUCUCAUUCCUGUGGUCAGUUAUGGAGCUGCUGCCUCUGCCUUCACAGAGAAGGCGAAAUUUCCUUCUUUCCUACGAACAGCAAAUUCCAAUAAAAACAUCAUAGAAGUGAUUGUUAAGAUCUUACUGCACUUCAACUGGCGCUGGGUUUCUUUCCUUACAAGUGAUAAUGAUUAUGGCAAAGACGGCCUGGACUUGUUCCGAAAGAGAAUUAAGGAUACAGAGAUUUGUCUGGCAUAUGCCAAAGGCCUCAACACCAAUACAAACUUUUUCCAAAUGUUCAAACAGAUUGAGGCACAGAGGAUACGUGUCAUUAUUGUCUUUUCUCCAAAACGGACUGCUGAAGCUGUCGUUGAGUCAGCAAUCCGGCUGAAUAUCACAAACAAGGUGUGGAUAGCAGGGGACACCUGGUCCUUAAACAAAAGGCUCCCCAAAGAGAAAGGAAUCAAAAAUAUUGGAACGGUGCUUGGGGUGUCUCAGAGUGUAGUGGCAAUACCUGGUUUCAAUGAUUUUAUCUAUUCUGUCAAAAGCCAGAAUCACUGUGAAAAUGCAGAACAACAUAUGAUCUGUAAUCAGGUUUGUAACUGCAGUAGCCUGAGUGCAGAAGAUAUCCUUGCUCUGGACCCAUCUUUCUCUUUUCCUGUUUAUUCUGCCGUAUAUGCCAUUGCUCAUGCCUUACACAACACCUUGCAAUGUGGAGUUGAUAAAUGCAAUGGAAAUAUCACAGUGUACCCGUAUAUGGUUCUCGCAGAGCUGAAGAAGUCAAACUUUACACUUUUAAACCGGAGUAUUCAGUUUGAUGAGAACGGUGACAACAAGUUUGGAUCCAUUUCUAUUGUUUUCUGGAACCACAGAGGUGAUGCAGAGGAGGUUGGCUUUUAUAAAUUUCACCCAUGGGUCAAUUUUUUCAUCAAUAACACCAAAAUUCAGUGGUACACAAAGGGACAAGUGCCUACUUCACUGUGUUCCCCAGAAUGUCCUGUGGGGUAUGCAAAAAAGCAACAUGGAAUCCACAAAUGCUGUUUCAAUUGUGAGAUCUGUCCAAAUGGAUCUUAUGUCAACAGCACAGAGGAUCCCUACAAGUGCAUCCGCUGUAAGGAAACAGAAUGGUCUGCAGAAGCAAGUACAUCAUGCACUCUCCGGGCGGUGGAGUACAUCCCAUUCACAGACCGUGGGGCUAUACUCAUCAUGGUCGGGGCCUGGGCCUUGGUGGGUCUCACAUUUGCCACAUCUGUUCUCUUUGCCAUCAACUACAACACCCCUGUUGUCAGAUCUGCUGGGGGACCAAUGUGCUUCCUAAUUUUAGGCUGCCUCGGUCUGUGUUGUACUAGUGUGUUCUUUCACUUUGGCAAGCCAACAGUUUCAUUUUGUAUCUUAAGGUUCUUGCCAUUUCUUUUGUUCUACACAGUUUGUCUUGCAUGUUUUGUUGUGCGCUCUUUUCAAAUCGUUUGCAUUUUCAAAAUAGCUGCCAAGUUCCCCAAGCUCCACAGUUGGUGGAUGAAAUAUCACUCACAAUGGCUGGUCAUCACUGUGGCAUUUCUUACUCAGGCACUCUUACUUGUUAUUGGCUAUUCUUUGUCUCCACCCAAGCCCUACAACGAAACAGUCUGGUACCCAGACAAGAUCAUACUUGGUUGUGACUUUAAUCUUAUGGCAUAUUCUGGUCCUGUGAUUUUACUUUUAUCUUUGUGCUCCCUUUGCUUCAUUUUCUCCUACAUGGGGAAAGACCUCCCAAAAAAUUACAAUGAGGCCAAAGCAAUAACCUUCUGCCUGCUCCUGCUGAUCCUCACCUGGAUCAUCUUUGCCACUGUAUACAUGCUUUAUCGUGGCAAGUACAUCCAAACUCUUAACGCUCUGGCAGUCCUCUCCAGCCUCUACUCCUUUCUGUUGUGGUAUUUCCUCCCAAAAUGUUGCAUCAUGAUUUUUCAACCCCACAAAAACACACAGCAGUACUUCCAAGGUCUCAUUCAGAAUUAUACCAAAACAAUUAGCCAGUAG